Fomitiporia mediterranea MF3/22 is the source of this 1047-nucleotide messenger RNA. RefSeq lists its product as uncharacterized. Bases 1 to 1047 code for a protein of 348 amino acids. NCBI's taxonomy places the organism in Eukaryota, Fungi, Basidiomycota, Agaricomycetes, Hymenochaetales, Hymenochaetaceae. The record is from RefSeq and is a predicted model, not a curated record. The transcript is spliced from 4 exons.
AUGCUACCGCCUUCAACACUCCUUCAACUCCUCAUAAUCAUCACCGCAAGGCGGGCCUUUGCGCAGCUCAAGCCUACGACCCCAGGCCCGAACGAAACGUAUACAGCGGGGUCUUCCUGUAAUAUUUCAUGGGCUGUUGAUACUUCGGGAACUUGGAAGAAUGUCACGAUAGACCUCAUGUCGGGAUCAAACAACAACAUGAGCUUGGUCAAGAACGUCGCAAGUGCACUAGACGGAACUGACAAGUCCUUAACCCCGUAUUCGUGGAAAUGCCCUGAGGUGGAUCCGUACUCUGCGAUUUACUUCUAUCAGUUUACGAAUGGAGAUGACAUCUCGACGAGGACUUGGACUACUCGAUUCACGAUCGCGUCAUCCUCGAAUAAGACUGUAGCUCCAGAGAACCCGUCGCAACCCAACGGAGACAGCAUACCUUGGGGAAUAGGUCACAUUAAAGAAGUGGAGUCAUCGAACUCCACUUCAAGUACAGAUAACGAGAUUGCUUCGCCGACGACACCUGCGUCAGCAUCACCUUCUGCAACAAUGGUCAGCUAUAGGAAGAAACCUCAUGGUCACAAAGGGGACUCAGAUGAUCAGUCCGAAUCCUCAGGCGACGUUGGCGAGGAAGACGGAAGUGACGAUAGCGACCAUGACUCCACCUCAAAGACCCAACCUGCGAACGUCGCCGGAGCGAAGUCCUCUGCAGCACGAGCAACAGCCAUAGCUCACACUCACGAUUCCUCUUCCGGAAACAACUCUGACGCAGACGGAGACGACGGGGACGACAGUUCAGACGACUCAAGCAGAGACAAGAAGCAUAGCUACGACUCCGGUGAAACUGAUCAAGCUGAGCAGCCCAUGCGUGAUCCGGCUCCGCAGUAUAAGGAUUCUGGCGCUGCUGAUGCCGCUGAUAGCACCAACUCCGCUAAUGGUCGGUGUGGACACUUGGCUGAUAGUAAGAAUCACGCCGGUGGUCGAAAUUUGUUGUCUGGGAUUCGGAGUUUGAUGGCAGCUUCUGUUUUCUCCGCACUUGCUUUGACUCGCUUGUAA